Salvelinus fontinalis (brook trout) is the source of this 528-nucleotide messenger RNA. RefSeq names its product ELKS/Rab6-interacting/CAST family member 1-like. The transcript is spliced from 4 exons. Gene Ontology annotation, cellular component: cytoskeleton of presynaptic active zone. Gene Ontology annotation, molecular function: structural constituent of presynaptic active zone. The coding region runs from base 12 to 518 and encodes 168 amino acids. Gene Ontology annotation, biological process: regulation of synaptic plasticity; neuromuscular synaptic transmission; maintenance of presynaptic active zone structure. The record is from RefSeq and is a predicted model, not a curated record. NCBI's taxonomy places the organism in Eukaryota, Metazoa, Chordata, Actinopteri, Salmoniformes, Salmonidae.
AGCACCUCCAGAUGACGGUGCAGGCCCUGCAGGAUGAGUUGAGGACCCAGAGAGAUCUGAAUCAGUUGUUCCAGCAGGACUGUAGUGGAGGGAGUCCGGGAGAACCUCUGUCAUUUGAACCCACUGAGGAGAACUUCCACAGGCUCCAAGCUGAACACCAGCGACAGGCCAAGGAGUUGUUCCUCCUGAGGAAGACGCUGGAGGAGAUGGAGUUGAGGAUCGACAGUCAGAAACAGACCCUGGGGGCCAGAGACCAGUCUAUCAAGAAACUACUGGAGAUGCUACAGAGCAAAGGUCUGUCAGCCAAGGCCUCAGAAGAGGACCAUGAGAGGACCAGGAGACUGGCUGAGGCUGAGAUGCACAUCCAUCACCUAGACAGUCUACUGGAACAGAAAGACAAGGAGACCACUGCCCUACGAGAGGAGCUGCACCGGCGGAGCUAUGAAGGAGCCCCUGAAUCAGCCAAGACCAAGGCCCUGCAGACCGUCAUCGAGAUGAAGGUGAGAGAGAGAGAGUGAGAGAGAGAGA